Molecule: messenger RNA, 648 nt
Organism: Lachancea fermentati
Lineage: Eukaryota; Fungi; Ascomycota; Saccharomycetes; Saccharomycetales; Saccharomycetaceae
Source: the annotation of a GenBank genome assembly
AUGGCAUAUAAGCACAGGGAGGCAUCGCCAAACGGAGGGCUAAAGACGUCUAUUCGGCAGAUGUUUCUGAAAUGCCGCGCAGGCUUACAAAAGAUUUCCCGAGAGGCUCUUGACACGGAUUCAGACAGCGAAACUUGUCCGAUUGACUCGCUUUUCGAAACAAAUGCCAAGGACUCCAAAAUUUUUGAUAGAAACAGUGAAGACAGAAACAGCAGCACUUCGGUAGCUCUCACAAAGGAGAUGCGACUCACUGAUGAAGACGACGACCUGGAUGGACUAAACUCAAGCUCUACAAACAAUGAAGCACCUGUUGAAAAAGAAACGUUUUCCAAUUUUGACCCUGUGCAAGAAUGUAACAAACUGCGAAUGGAGAUAGGUGAACCGUUCACAGCAGGUGAGCAGAUUUGGAAAAGGAGACGUGAACUUUGGACAACUGAAACUAGUCCUACUGCAAAGGAAGCGUCUAAAAAGCAUAGAAAGCGCUUUUCUGAGAUAUCCCCACAGCACUACAUUCGCAUUUACAGAAAGCUCGUUUUGGAAGAUGCUCCCUUGAAGGAACCCGUCAAUCUUCAGGAUGCUAUGAAGGUAAUAAAUGCGGGUUGGGUGGAAACUCAGAAAUGGGAGAGAGCAGCUCAGGGUCUUGCUUAG